UUUUUUUAAAAAAAUCUAUCCAGAGAAGAAAGAAGCAAUGGGCAUGUUAGUAUACAAUUAUUACAGCCACGCAUGCCUGCAAGCUGCUGUUUGGACAAGCUGUUGACUGCUGUUCCAAUUAGCUGAUUGGAGAAAGUGGAAUGCGGUGUGAUAAUGCUGCAUAUCUGCUAUCAAGCAGCAGAAAAGUGUUUUGUCUUGGGAAGGCAAGCCUUCCCUGCAAUAUUAUCUCAGCAGCUCCCUAGCUGCUUACCCUGAAAACCAGUUAUCCAAAGGAGGGUGUUGCCCUCUGCAAACACCAGUCCUGUGCGUGGCUGUUGCAUAUGAGCAGCAGGUCUGAAAGAGCAGGUGUGUGCUCGGAUGGGCACUGGACUGUAACGCAGGCGGCCGCUCUCAGGUUUACCUGCUUCCUGUUAACAGAUUGUUGGCUCACAGAGCAUCUGCCUGCACGCUGAGACCGAGGUGGAGAAGGGGGUUCCUGGGCAUCCCACUUGACUGACAGAGACUCUUGGAUUGGACUUAAUCUUAAACCUCUGGAGUUCAAGACCUUUUAAAAAGGGCUAAAUAAACAAUCUCUACAUGUAAAAGGCCACUGACUCCUACUUCCUCUGUGUAGAGCAACUGUUGAACUCAGCUGCCGUAGAUAGCGGUGGGUGUGCUCGCAAACGUGCUGCCAUGUCUGUUACGUUAACAUCUGUGAAGAGAGUUCAAAGUUCUCCAAACCUAUUGGCUGCAGGGCAUGAUUCUCAGUCACCAGACCCAGCUUGGAGAUCUUACAAUGAUCGAAAUCAAGACACACUGAACGGAGAUGCUACAUAUUCCUCUCUUGCAGCAAAAGGUUUUAGAAGUGUUCGACCAAACCUACAAGAAAAAAAAUCACCAACUCAGAGCCAGAUCACAGUGAAUGGAAACUCUGGAGGUGCUGUGAGCCCCAUGAGUUACUACCAAAGGCCGUUUUCCCCUUCAGCCUACUCUCUCCCAGCCUCACUCAACUCAAGCAUGAUCAUGCAGCAUGGCAGAUCCCUUGAUUCCCCAGAGACAUAUUCGCAGCAUGCACAGUCUCUGGAUGGCACCACCAGCAGCUCCAUGCCACUGUACAGAUCCUCAGAGGAAGAGAAGAGAGUGACGGUCAUCAAAGCCCCGCAUUACCCGGGCAUUGGGCCCGUGGAUGAAUCUGGAAUCCCCACAGCAAUUAGAACGACAGUUGACCGACCAAAGGACUGGUACAAGACAAUGUUUAAGCAGAUUCACAUGGUGCACAAGCCAGAUGAUGACACAGACAUGUAUAAUACUCCUUAUACAUAUAAUGCAGGUCUGUACAACCCACCCUAUAGUGCUCAGUCACACCCUGCUGCAAAGACCCAGACCUACCGACCUCUUUCCAAAAGCCACUCUGACAAUGGCACCGGUGCCUUUAAGGACACGUCCUCCCCGGUGCCUCCACAUGUUCCACCUCCAGUCCCACCGCUUCGACCAAGAGAUUGGUCUUCAACGGAAAAGCAUGACUGGGAUCCUCCAGACAGAAAAGUGGACACAAGAAAAUUUCGAUCUGAGCCAAGGAGUAUUUUUGAAUAUGAACCUGGGAAGUCAUCAAUUCUGCAGCAUGAAAGACCACCCCCUCCCCCAACAACACCUGUUCCAAGAGAACCCGGCCGGAAGCCUCUCUCUCUGUCACCCUACGGAGAAGUCACUGGUAGCCCCUCCCCGCCGCCCAGGAGUGGCGUCCCCGCGCCGAGCUGGCGCGCCCCGGCUGUCUCUCCCGUCCGGCCUCCUAAAAAGGCUCUGGACUAUGUGCAAGAUCAGUCUUCUGGUGUUUCCAAUGAGGCCUCCUUGUAUCAGUCCUCUAUAGACAGAAGCCUGGAAAGACCCAGUAGUUCUGCAAGCAUGGCCAGUGACUUUAGGAAGCGGAGGAAGAGUGAGCCUGCAGUGGGUCCGCCCAGGAGUUUGGGGGAUCAAAGUGUAAGCAGGACUAGCCCAGGCCGAGCAGACCUCCCAGGAUCAAGCACCACCCUUGCAAAGUCUUUCAUUAGUUCCUCCCCUUCUUCCCCAUCGAGAGCAAAAGACCGCGAGUCCCCUAGAAGUUACUCCUCCACUUUGACUGACUUGGGGAGAAGUGUACCAAGGGAAAGAAGAGGAACUCCAGAAAAAGAGAAAUUGCCUGCAAAAGCUGUGUACGAUUUUAAGGCUCAGACAUCUAAGGAGCUGUCAUUUAAGAAAGGAGAUACUGUCUAUAUCCUCAGGAAAAUUGAUCAAAAUUGGUAUGAGGGAGAGCACUACGGAAGAGUGGGCAUUUUUCCAAUCUCAUACGUAGAGAAACUCAUCCCUCCUGAAAAAGCACAGCCUGCAAGACCACCUCCCCCAGCCCAGCCUGGAGAAAUCGGAGAAGCUAUAGCCAAAUAUAAUUUCAAUGCAGACACAAAUGUGGAGCUAUCACUGAGGAAGUUGGCUUCCAGUGAACCAGCCCCUCCUUCCAUGCACAAAGCUUCACCUGGCUCAGAUACAGGAGCUCUUCAGGGAAUCACCCCGGGGUGGCUGUCCUCAGCAGCCACGUGUCCACCAGCAAACCCUUUGGCCCCAACACUGUCUCUUUUCCUGGACAACUUCUUGGUUGAAUUGGAGAAGCUUAGUGCUUUAACCUUACCAGCUGACCAAGCCAAACCAAAUCUCCUAGAGGAGCUCAUCCUCCCCCCAUUGCCUUCAGCAUCUGCACCUGCAGAAUCAGCUCGCUCUCUGGUACCUUUCCCUCACCCGAGUGUGACCUCAGCUGCAGCCCAGCCUCAGGAUGCGACGCCACUUCAGGAUCCCAUAAAGACAACUCAAAACAAUUUUGCAGAUUUGAAAAAAAUGAGAAGGGGCUUUUCGGACCCUGAAAAGAUGCCUGAAGUCCUAGGUGAUAAGUUUGUGGCAUCUGCAUGCACCAGUGUGGGUUCCUUGCCCAUAACCCUGCCUGUCAUUGGAGAGGAAGAUGAGGAAAUCUGUGAGGGGGGUGUGUCAGGCACCCCAGGAGGGCUGCCAGAAUCUCAAGAACAAGAUACCUUGUGGUAUGUCCAUGAUGGUACAGAGGUGGCACCAAACCUGCACAUCGAAGAGGAGGAAGAAGAGGGGAAAGCUAACUGCUUAAAAUAUCCAUUAGUCACCCCCACAGAUCCUAGGAACGCUAACGAAGACAGCAAUGCAGCAGAAACCAGUAUUGAGCCAUCGUCGUUUUCUCCGGGAGAUCGAACGGCUACACCUUUUCCCAGCUGUCUGCUUUCCUCUCCUCCAUUUCCUUCUCCCUUGGCCUCUGUUUCUGACCUGGUUUCUACACUUUCUCAGCCUACCCAGCCCACCUCACCUCCUCUUCUCCCUAAAUACUCUUAUCAACAGGAGAUAAAUUCACCAAAACUCAAGUAUGUGGAUAUAUGGGAUGCUAAGGUUUGUCAUUUCCAAUAUUAUAAGUAUCUAUUACAGAUACUGGUCUUGAUGCUUAGUUUAAAAAGAAAGGAAACUCUUUUGAGAGUUCAGUGCACUGGGAAUUUCUACCAAUAUUUCUCUUCUAAGCCACAGCGUCCUGUGUUUACUCAUGAAAACAUUCACGGUGGGGGGGAACCGUUUCAGGCUCUGUAUAACUAUACUCCUAGGAACGAAGAUGAAUUGGAGCUCAGAGAAAGUGAUGUCAUUGAUGUGAUGGAAAAGUGUGAUGAUGGAUGGUUUGUGGGAACCUCAAGAAGAACCAAGUUCUUUGGUACUUUUCCGGGAAACUAUGUCAAGAGGCUGUGAAUCACUCUCCCUCCUUAUUUAGGCCACAUUUCAGCAGCACAUCAGCAUAAACUUGCCUGAACCAUCCCCGCAGGCAUCCCGGUGUCAUGCCUUAUGGUUUCCAAUAACCAUCACCAUCUCCACCUGCCACCAAACCACCAGCAGAGUAACUGCCACCGUGAGCCUUGGGAGGACACGGCAGACUUGCUUCCAUAUGCAAGUGCAUAUCCCUGCUUUCUGCUCCAAACUUUGAAAUGUCUAUAUGUGGGAUCAGAAAGAAAAUUAUUAUACUUAAAAAGGGUAAAAUAUUUGAGGCAAAAACAGAAAGUGCCUCCAGGAGGCUCUCUGGUCUCAUGGUUGUAUUUCAACAUCUCUGAAAGAUGUUCUCCCCUCAGGCAACCAGAAGAUUGUUUAUUAUGAAAUGCUGUGGUUUGCAUUUUCACAUUCUUAGCUGAGCAGUCUAUUUUUCUUUCACGAGUUUGCCUAGUGUCCUGGUUUACACAAUAUGACAACUGUACUUCAGCUACUAUUUGCCUGCACUUAUGUGUCGUGAUAUGCACAGUGAUUACAAAAUCUACAGCGAGAGUAGGAAAGUUAAUUUGGAAGAGUGUGAUUUUGUUCAUUGAAUGUGAGUUUUCACAUAGGAGUCUCUUCCUACAAUUUCUUUGUACUUUUUAGAAGUGCAAACAGUGAGUGAGAGCUGUUGGUAAUAAUCAUAAGAAAACAAGAAGUUUAGCUAGUCUAUGGAAAAAAAAACUAUUGUGUUGUAAAGUUGCAUUGCUAUUUUAUAUUAAAAUGUAAUAAUCAGCAUCAUGAACAAUGAGCUCUUAGUGUUUUAUUUAUCUGAUAAAAUUUAAAUAAAAACAGUGUUAGUGAGAGGUGCAAAGAAUUAUUCUAACAUAGACACUUGAAAGUAUCUGUAAGCAAUAUUCCUAGGUAGGAUUUCACUGUGUGUACACAUACACAUUUGAGAUUAUAUAAGAAUAUAUAGUCCAUAUGAUAUGUUGUACAUUUUAUGGAAAUGUAAAAGAAUCCCACACAUUAUUUUAUAGAAAUAGAGUACUUCAGAAACAUCAUAAGUAUUAAGGCUGGUUUUAGCAAGGAUUAUUAUCAAUACAAUUAUUUUUACUAUGAUAAUUAUUUUUCUUCUAUGGAACUCAGAAUCCUGGCUACAUUUGAGGACAGGAAUAUGUUGAGCCUGAUUUUCCUGGUGUGUGUAAAAUACUUCCUAGAAAUAAAUUAGGCACUUUUUAGUGAUGAUGUUAAAUCAUUCAGGUUAUAUUUUCUGCCCUGAAGCAGAAAUUUACAAAAUGAUAUUGGAGCCUGAAAGAUUUAAUAUGGUUAACAGUGCCUGAAUUACACAUACCCCAAGAACUAGCUUUGUAUUUCUUAUGACUUUGCAUAAGAACUAUUCAUCUUUGGAUCUUGAGCACCUUAUAGAAAAAACUUUUUAUGGCAUUUCUUCCGUGGACAGUGAUUGACCUUUUCACAAUGUACGUAGACGCUAGAAUUUUGUACAUAUGUUUGCUCUUUUUUUGUACAGACUAUUUAGUUGUUGAGAAAACAGGGGAAUUUCCUAAUUUGGUCUUUAUCCUGCACUUAAAUUAAGCUAAAACACUUUCACCAGAUUAUCCUUUACAAAUUUCAGAGAUCACAAGCACGCCUUGAUAGUGCGAUUCUGUAAGAUAGCAUUUAUGCAAAAGUUUAUGAAUUAAAAGAUCUUAGCAGCCAAACUGAAAUGUACAUAAAUACUGAUUACAGAAGAAUUUUAUUAGGAAGAAGGUACAGAAAAAUCUUUGAGUAGCCUACCUUGAUUACUGUUAAGUUCAGAACCAGCUUUAUAUUUUAAAGGCUUUGGAUUUGAAAUUAAGUCAACUGCAUGCAGCUUUGCAGAUAAAAAAAAUAACUCUCUUUGAUGCCAUUUAUGAGAAAAAACUUCAAUAUCUGUUGCCUGUCAUAUUUACAAAAUAUUACUGUUUCUAUUCUCUGUAUCUGAUUUUAAAAUUAAAAACAUUCAUACCCAGCUUUCAGGUAAUUGACUUUGAAUUCUUACAAGCAAAGGUCAUUGUGUUUUUCUUGAAUAGACAUCUAAUAAAUUUUGCUUGGAAGUAUACUUCA
Molecule: messenger RNA, 5853 nt
Organism: Galeopterus variegatus (Sunda flying lemur)
Lineage: Eukaryota; Metazoa; Chordata; Mammalia; Dermoptera; Cynocephalidae
Gene: SORBS2
Product: sorbin and SH3 domain containing 2
Exons: 25
Coding region: 673-3756 (1027 amino acids)
Biological process (GO): Notch signaling pathway
Cellular component (GO): neuronal cell body; synapse; dendrite
Molecular function (GO): protein binding
Source: RefSeq, a predicted model, not a curated record